AUGUCCCAUAAGACCUCCUCUGAUUGGAUACCGGUGACGUUUGGAUGGGAGUGGAGGAUUAUAAAUUCUGGGAAAACGAUUGAUGUUUGUUCAAACAUUAUAACGUUCUGAGUCUCAGUGGAAGGCACCCUCUCCAGAAAGUCGAGUUUGUUACCUUAUUCCAGUCCUUUUUCCAAAAUGAACAGAAUUAUUCUCCAGCUUAUUGCAGUCGGAUGCUUAUUUGCAGUCGUUCAAGCGCUGACGUGCUACAAAUGCAGCCUUGGCAUAGGUACCUUUUGCAUUACCUCCAAAACUACAUGUAACAGCGGAGAACAAUGCUUCAGUGGUGUCGGGAAAGCAGCUGGAUUCGUGGAUAUCAUGACAAAGGGCUGUAUAUCAGUGGACAAGUGCAACAUGACCGAACCAACAACCUUCGGCAACCAAACAGUCUACAGCUUGACCAAGACGUGCUGCAACACAGACCUGUGCAAUGCUGCGCCCGGUCUGCCCGGGAGCUCCGCUCUGAGCUUGGCCCUCGCCACCAUAACUGCUCUGUUUGUGGUCAACGCCCUGGUUUAAAAGAAAAUACAGUGAAAGAUGGGACACACACACACACACACACACACACACACAGCAGCACUACAAAGAUUAAAUGCUCUCCCCUCAGACAUGUAGUUGGUUUUACGUAUGGGUCUUGUGGUCACUAUUCUUGAUGUGUAUUGUACUUCACACAAAUGUUAUGUUAUCAGUUUAAAUUUAAAUUCCCUCUUUUGUUUUUGUAUUUGGAUUACUGAGAAAGCUGUCCCUGUCCUCAUUUUACUUUUAAGAUAUAUUAACUUGGUAGUUAACAAUUUAAGUGUAACACAAGACAUCAAAGAUGAUACUAUUAGUCAACCAUUUGUCUAGCAUGCCCUGUAAUUUACUUUCUCUUCAUGAAAAUGUGUGAAUUAAGUUCAGAUAUACAUGAAUUACAUGGUAGGCAUUUCAUUGUGUGACUAAAUUGUUUUGUAGGUGAAUAGUGCAACUCAAAGGAAUAUUCCAACAUUUUGUAAAAUGCGCUUUUUUUUUCUUAUUCUUUUUUUUGGGGGGUUAUGGAACUACAGCCAGUAGCCCUUAGCUUAGCUUAUCAUAAGGACUGGAAACUGGAGAAAUGGCUAGCUUGGGGCAGUCUAAAGGUAAAAAUUGUGGUUACUAGCACCUCCUAAAUCGCACUGAUUAACAUCAAUAGAAGUUUGGAAAAUAUUGUUUUUCAGUCACACACACACACACACACACAUACACACACAAACACACACACGUUACUUUACUAAUGAGCUUUUAAAAGUGGUAGUGAUUUUGUUUUACAAUUGGACACAGCCAGGCCAGCAGUUUCCUGCUGUCAUUAAGUCUUUAUGCUAAGCUAACUGUCUGCUGGCGGUGGCUUCAGGUUUACUGUGUGUUCACACACACACAAAAGUGGCAUUGUUCUUCUCAGCUAACUAAGCAAGCAGAGGAAUAAUCAUACUUCACAAAAUGUUGAAACAAUUCUUUAAGUUUGAUGCUCUGACCCACUGUAUUGUCAUUUUUACAUCAGUCAUAUUUCAUAUAUAUAGACACACACACACACAUUUCUAUUCUUUUCAUUUAUUGCAACGUAUAACUUUAAUGUACAUCGCCUCUUGUCUUAUGUCAGGUAUCGGGAUGAAGCUAUAAAGAUGUGUGAAGACCGUGAUUAAAUUAAAUCAUGUUUGUAGAUAUUGAAAUGUAAUUGAAAUUGCAGCAAUUUGAGACAAUCUUUAGAUAUUGUCUAUUUAACACAAAUCUUAUUAAGUCAAAUUCCUGAAAUUGACACUUUUGGCAUUAUUUUCUAAAAAAAGAAAUGUGUAGGUGUGUCUUAAUGUUGGUAUGCAAACAAUUUAAAGAAUUCAAUAAAAAUACAAAUUGGGG
Molecule: messenger RNA, 1905 nt
Organism: Etheostoma spectabile (orangethroat darter)
Lineage: Eukaryota; Metazoa; Chordata; Actinopteri; Perciformes; Percidae
Gene: spaca4l
Product: sperm acrosome associated 4 like
Exons: 3
Coding region: 178-558 (126 amino acids)
Biological process (GO): sperm-egg recognition
Cellular component (GO): membrane
Source: RefSeq, a predicted model, not a curated record